AUGAAACUCGUCGGAUUCAUCUCGCUGCUCGUGUUAGGCAUGUACGUGCUGUCAGACUGGCUCUAUGUCAACGUCCUACCCCACAGGUACAUCUUCGAUAACCAAGAGGUCAUGGAUAUGGUCAAUACAUCUCUGGAGCGAAAUCCAGGAGGUAAUGCCACCGAAAUCAUGAUAGACCUUGGAGCUGCUCUCAAACAGCGAUACGGCAAGUACAUCAACGAGCUAGAUUUUGACAACUGGGUCUUCAAUAACGCCGGGGGAGCAAUGGGCUCUAUGUUUGUGCUCCAUGCCUCCAUCAGCGAAUACCUCAUUUUUUUUGGAAGUGCUGUGGGUACCGAGGGUCACACCGGUGUGCAUUAUGCUGACGAUUAUUACAUGAUGCUCACUGGCAAGGAGGUAUGUCAUACUGCCGGUAAGAUGGAGCCCGAGGUGUACCUUCCUGGUUCUUCUCACCAUCUGGUUCGAGGCCAGGUUAAGCAGUACGGCAUGCCUCCUGGAUCGUGGGCUCUGGAGCUGGCUCAGGGCUGGAUUCCUGCUAUGCUGCCUUUCGGAUUCCUCGACACCUUCACAUCCACUCUGGAUGUGGCUACUCUGUGGAAGACUGUCCGUAUCUCAGCCUUUAACAUGGGACGAAACAUGUUAUGGGGUAAGAUCUGA
Molecule: messenger RNA, 657 nt
Organism: Yarrowia lipolytica CLIB122
Lineage: Eukaryota; Fungi; Ascomycota; Dipodascomycetes; Dipodascales
Biological process (GO): ergosterol biosynthetic process
Cellular component (GO): endoplasmic reticulum
Source: RefSeq, a predicted model, not a curated record